Mucor mucedo is the source of this 3507-nucleotide messenger RNA. RefSeq names its product armadillo-type protein. Gene Ontology annotation, molecular function: nuclear export signal receptor activity. Gene Ontology annotation, biological process: protein export from nucleus. The transcript has 14 exons. The coding region runs from base 101 to 3433 and encodes 1110 amino acids. Gene Ontology annotation, cellular component: cytoplasm; nuclear pore. The record is from RefSeq and is a predicted model, not a curated record. NCBI's taxonomy places the organism in Eukaryota, Fungi, Mucoromycota, Mucoromycetes, Mucorales, Mucoraceae.
GGGGUUACUUCUAGAAACCACCUGUCUUUUUACGAAAAAAAAAAAAAAAGGUCUUUCAUCAUCCCUUUUUUUUUUAAACAAGAAGCAUCCAAGAAUUAACAUGGCACAACAAGAUGAACGUAUUGGGUAUUUCUCGACGCUUUGUCAAGAACUUUAUAACCCUAAAAGCGCAAAUGAACGAGAUCAAGUACAAAAGAUACUAGAGGCCAGUUUUCCUACUUUUGCCUCGGACGCUCAUGUCACCACCCAUUUAGAAAACAUGCCUUCAUUUCAUAUUCAGAACCCCACAGAUACCGCAAACGCUUUACGCAUCCUUCUCGAAAACUCCCCUAACCCUUACGUUCAAACUUUUGCCCUCUCCAGACUGAAACAACUCGUCAUGGCUCAAUUCACCCUCUUUGACAACGAUACCAAGCUCCAGCUGCGUACCUUCUUGUUGGAGUAUGCUUAUAUUCACCCCGACUUGCAACCAUUCGUCAUUACACAGUUAGCUACCGUACUCGCUGUCCUGACUCGAUUUGGCUGGCUAGAAAUCGAUGAGUAUCAAAACGUAUACAAAGAUAUGGCCCAAUUCCUCCAGGCUUCAGCAGAGCAUCGUAUUGUAGGUGUUCAAAUCUUGGCCAUGAUGGUACAAGACAUGAAUUCACCCACUAUUCCCAAAUACGCUGCCAAAUUUAGAAAAGCAGCUGCCGGACUUCGAGAUACCCAAUUAUUCGAGAUCUUUGAAAAUGCAUUUCAAUUAUUACAAGCCAUUCUAUCUUCCUCUCUCUCCUUUGAUAAACCGGGUCAGGAGGAUAGGACAAAGGAUGCCGUGUUGAAUUUACUUUUAAGGUGUCUAUCCUAUGAUUUCGCAGGCACCAGUCUUGAUGAAGCCGGUGAUGAUACCAACGUAGUUCAGAUUCCUGCUUCAUGGAGAUCCAUGUACGAAAAGGAUGAUUUUAUCCCCACCUUCUUUUCCGCCUACCGUCAAUUCAACCCUUCACACGCCAGUAAAGUCAUGGAAUGUCUAGUUCAAAUUGCUGCUACCCGUAAGGCCCUCUUCAGUGGCGAGGACAAACGCUCUGAUUUCGUGCAAGGUAUGAUGACCCAUAUCGGCGACAUCAUCUUGACCUCACAAGGUAUGAACGAUCCCGAUUGUUAUAACGGCUUUUGUCGUCUCCUACAUCGUUUUCGCACCACCGCCCAGUUAAAUGAGAUGGCAGAGAAACCAGGUUAUCUCCCCUGGAUCGAAUUGGUAGCGGAUUUCACUCAAAAGGCCUUUGCACAACAACAACCCAUGACUUGCUUUUAUCUUUUGAGCUUUUGGGCUCGUAUCGUCACCAGUAUGGCUUAUUAUCAACAGUUGGGAGAGGACACCGUGCUCAAGUUGGAGGAAAUCACUGUCGCUUUAACAAGGACCUUCAUGACCACCUAUAUCGAAUUCGUCCCUGCUCGUAUCGAGGAAAUGUUGGACGAUCCGUUGGAUGAUCAGGAUGAAUUGAUCGAAUCACUCACCAUGUUGGGACAAAUUGCGCGUUGCAAGUAUGAGAAAUCAUGUGCUGCGCUUUUUGAAAUAUUUGAUCCCAUUACUGUCCACUAUCAGGAAUUCAUGAAUCAGGCAAGUAUGGGUACAAUUAGUGGAGAAAAUCUGAAAGAAGCCAUCGAAAUCUUUGAAGCCAAAUUUGCUUGGAUGGUCUAUAUCAUGGCUGUUUUUGUUGGCAACCGCCCCCCUUAUUUGAGCUCGGACGAGAACGAUGAACUAGACGGUCAAUUAACGACCAAAGUAAUUCAACUCAUGCAAGUAAACCAAAACCUCGUUUCGGAAAAUCGAGAUUUCCAAAGUGAGAAACUGGAUGCGGCGCUCGUGUAUUUCUUUACCCAGUUUCGGAAAUCCUAUGUGGGUGAAACCAAUACCAAGCCCGUCUACAAGAAACUCAAUGAAGUCUUUGAGAUUGAGGGACAAACCGAUAUGCUCAACCUCAUCAUGAACAAAAUUAUCACCAACUUGCAAAUGUGGGGGUCCAGUGAAAGCAUUAUUAAACAAUCUUUGGAACUGUUCCAUGACCUCGCCAGUGGUUACAGCGCCCUUAAAAACCUACGAAAAAUAGACGCCACCACCCUCAUCAUGCAAAACCAUCUCUCCAAUGACUUUUCCUUUUUCAAUCAUGCUAAACACCGUCAAAGUCGUAUGCUGUAUUAUCAAGUUCUCUGUAAAAUUCUCUUUGCCGAGGAUAAUUGUGAGGCAGAAUUCUACGAGUUUAUGAAACCCUUUGAAGUACGUCUGGAUCAUCUCUCCACUUUAUCCACCAUUGAAGAGUUCAGGCAACCCGGAGUCCAGAACGCAUUGGUAGAGGUGUUUCGUGAUUUACGCGCCUUCAUUCAACCCAUCCAAAGUCGAAAGAAUUACCUCUUAUUCUUUCACUGGUUCUACCCAGACUACAUGCCAGUCCUACUCAAGGGUAUCAGUGCUUGGUCCCCAGAUCCUUCUGUGAACACCUUGCUUAAAUUCUUUGAAGAGUUUGUCAGUAACAAGAGUCAACGUCUCAACCUUGAUGUCUCGUCCGCCAACGGUGUACUCAUCUUUCGCGAUGCCAGUCAGAUCCUCUGCACGCAUGGUCAACGCAUAGUGGGCGGAGGCACCCUCAGCGAAUCGGACAAAUAUCCCGUCAAAUACAAGGGCAUGGCUACCUGUUUUAAUCUCCUGGGUAAAUGUCUGGGUGGAAAGUAUAUUAAUUUCGGUGUCUUUUGGUUGUAUGGGGAUAAAGCAGUGAAUGAAGCCUACAGUAUCAUGUUUCAAAUGAUGUUGGAUAUCCCUCUCUAUGACAUGAUGAAUUAUCCAAAGUUAGCCAAGGCAUUUUUCUUUAUGUUGGAUGAAUUUUCUGCCGAACAAAUGAUGAUGGACCCAGGAAUGCCUGGGGAGGCAUUUUUGUAUAUUUUACAAGCGUGUGAGGAAGGAGUGGAAUCAAACGAUAGUUGGAUUCGUACACACGCAUGUUCAACAGUAAAUAAUAUUUGUACAUUUGUUUUACGCGAGACGGAAAAAGCCGAAUUGCGUCACGAAGGCGGUGGUGGUACUGAAAAGAAAAAGACAGAGGCUCUCAAGAGUCCUUGUUUAAAUUAUCUGUCUCAAUACCCUCAUCUUUUACCUAAAUUAUUAACCACCUUAUUUGGUUUAAUCCUGUUUGAUGAAAAUAAUGAUCAAUGGCAGCUGUCAAGACCUUUAUAUUCCCUUGUGUUACUCGACCGCGAUUUUGCCGCAAAAUACACAAACCAAGUGAUUCUUCAACAGUUACCGGAACGCCGAGAAUUUGUAACCAAAGCCCUGAGUAACUUGAUGGAUGGAAGUGGUUGGACUCUCAGUACAAAAGAUCGUGAACGCUUUUACCAACAAGUACAAGCUGUAAAAAGACUCUUGAACAGUAGUCAUAUUGUCCUUGUCCCCCUCGUAAAUUAAUCCUACAAAAAAAAAAAAAGACAUGUAUACCUUUUUUUUUUUUGUUUAAAAUAAUAAAAACAUACACACACACA